AUGUGAGCAUUACUAGGCAUUUCAUCCUGCGGUUCUGCAGUCUUUGCUAUUCAGACUGUUGCUCAGUUGGAAUGCUUCUGUGGGGCCGAUCCUGAGGUUCUGUAGAUAUUUUUUAAGGACCUACCUAUUUGGAGGUAUCAGUGGCCGUUUUGCAAGAUCAUCUGGGGAACAGGAAAGCAUCUGAAAUCUACUGAAAAGGAUAACUGUAGCGGUUUUCACAGUGGAAGGAAACUAUAUUGGCACAGAGCAGAUGAUUGAAUAAAGUAGUUGGCUCAAAGAAGAUGCACAGUCUGCUGUUUUUUCCUGUGAAUGAAGACUAUUUAAUGGAAGCUGUAUUCAUGUGGAGAUCAAAGGAAACACUGGAAUGAUAAACUACUGGGCUUUUCUCUCUCUUUUUUUAAAUGAAAAGCCUGAAGCAGUAAUUUGAGCUCAAAUGCCUUCUAAUUCCUUCGCAGCCUGCCUGUUCCGUUAGGAUCCUCUGCUAACACUAUUUCUGCCUGGUGCUGUGCCCUUUUGCUGGAGCAGCCACAGACAACUGCCUGAUGGAGAAAGAAUGAACGCUCUGCCUUGCUUAUGCUAUCGAUGGGAAUAAAGCUAUCUGUGUUUCUUCUUUAUAUGGGAUAUCUGGAUUAAUCAAGCUGUAUUCUAGUACCAAGAGUCCUAUUGUCUCUUGGGGUCUGACUCAUCGCAUGUAAAUGUACUGCAGCUUUGCUAUUAAUGCAGAGUGUUGUUGUUUUUUUUCUUUCCCAAACACAGAAAGAAUUGUCAACCUCUGAGCUUCAUUUUAAGAAUUUAUGCUGAGCUCUAGAUAUUUUUUUUUCCCUCUGGAUAGUAUCUGCUUUAAACCAGAAGCUGAAGAAAUGAAGACAGAUUAGAAGUGGAAACAGAAUAGUGAGAUUUUUUUUUUUUUUUUCCAAUUAUAAGCAAGUCAGCUACUGGUAACUAUAUGACCUUGCAGGCAAGAGUGGGUAUAGCUGUAAUCCUCUCUGUCACAGUAGUUGUUUCUCAUUUCAUUCUGUAUUGUGUGGUGUUGUCACCCCAAACAAUAAUCUUUUUAUGCAAGUAAAUUUCUGUGAGACAGAGAGCAAUAUGAUUAUUUUGGAAAGGGAAAAAUAUUUUUAGAUGAGCUUGUACUGGACUCCGUUUUAGUUAGUGACAUGUUGAUAUGAAAUUUCUUUUAAGUAUUACGGUAACCCAACAGAAAAUAACAGAAUUUUGUUGUUUUUAGGAAGUUAUGUUAUGUAGUCAUAAUUUUAAACUUCAGUUUUUCUGAUAGUACUUACUAACUUUAAAAAACCAGCUGCGCUGUUCAGAGAAUGAUCCUAAGUGUUGUACAGAAGAGGAGGAAAAACUAUUUGUGCUCUUCCAACUGUGACUUUUAUCACAUAGCUUGGAAUUUAGUGUUUUAAAAGAGCGAAUGAGUCGAGUGUGUAUUGUUGUUUUGGAGGAGGUAGAAGAUGAAUCUCCUGCAUUCAUUUCUAAAUUGCCACAGGAAAAUAAAUCCCUACAUUCACCACCACCUUCUGGAAGUGUAUUGCCAUCACUGGUGCAAGCUAUAUUUAAUGGAGAUCCUGAUGAAGUUCGAGCACUAAUAUUUAAGAAAGAAGAUGUUAACUUUCAGGUUCACCUGUGUUCUGAUUCUUUUCUAAGAAAUGAAAAUCUCUCACUCUUUUUCCCAGACUUUGACAAUGAAAAGAGAACUCCACUGCAUGCUGCUGCCUAUCUUGGAGAUGCAGAAAUCAUUGAACUGCUUAUUUUAUCUGGAGCUAGAGUUAAUGCCAAAGACAGCAAAUGGUUGACACCUUUACACAGAGCAGUUGCAUCUUGUAGUGAGGAAGCAGUGCAGGUACUUUUGAAGCAUUCUGCAGAUGUUAAUGCUCGAGACAAAAAUUGGCAAACCCCUUUACACAUCGCUGCUGCUAAUAAAGCUGUAAAGUGUGCUGAAGCUUUGGUACCUCUUCUAAGUAAUGUAAACGUGUCUGAUCGAGCGGGGAGGACCGCAUUACAUCAUGCAGCUUUUAGUGGACAUGGUGAGAUGGUCAAACUACUCUUGUCUAGAGGUGCCAAUAUUAAUGCUUUUGACAAGAAAGAUAGACGGGCAAUUCAUUGGGCAGCAUAUAUGGGUCACAUCGAAGUAGUGAAAUUACUUGUGGCACAUGGAGCUGAAGUGACAUGCAAGGAUAAGAAGUCUUAUACACCUCUUCAUGCAGCAGCCUCUAGUGGAAUGAUCAGCGUGGUCAAGUACCUUCUGGAUCUUGGAGUUGAUAUGAAUGAACCAAAUGCCUAUGGAAAUACACCUCUUCAUGUAGCCUGCUAUAAUGGACAAGAUGUUGUAGUGAAUGAACUUAUAGACUGUGGUGCUAAUGUAAAUCAAAAGAAUGAAAAAGGAUUUACUCCUUUGCACUUUGCUGCUGCAUCAACACAUGGAGCGUUGUGUUUAGAGCUUCUAGUAGGCAAUGGGGCUGAUGUCAAUAUGAAGAGCAAGGAUGGGAAAACCCCACUGCACAUGACUGCCCUCCACGGUAGAUUCUCCAGAUCACAAACCAUUAUCCAGAGUGGAGCUGUAAUCGACUGUGAGGAUAAGAAUGGAAACACCCCUUUGCACAUAGCAGCAAGGUACGGCCAUGAGCUGCUAAUCAACACUCUUAUUACAAGUGGUGCUGACACUGCAAAGCGUGGCAUACAUGGAAUGUUCCCCCUCCAUUUGGCAGCUUUAAGUGGUUUUUCAGAUUGCUGCAGGAAACUUCUUUCUUCUGGAUUUGACAUAGAUACCCCAGAUGAUUUUGGCAGGACCUGUCUACAUGCAGCUGCGGCUGGAGGGAAUUUGGAGUGCCUAAACCUUCUGCUGAAUACUGGUGCAGACUUCAACAAAAAGGACAAAUUUGGGAGAUCUCCACUUCACUAUGCUGCUGCCAACUGCAAUUACCAGUGCCUGUUUGCUCUUGUGGGAUCAGGAGCAAGUGUGAAUGACCUUGAUGAAAGAGGAUGCACACCCCUGCACUAUGCAGCUACAUCAGACACAGAUGGCAAGUGCCUGGAAUACUUAUUAAGAAAUGAUGCAAAUCCAGGGAUCCGUGACAAGCAAGGAUACAAUGCAGUUCAUUAUUCAGCUGCUUAUGGUCACCGUCUAUGUCUUCAUCUGAUUGCAAGCGAAACUCCUUUAGAUGUUUUAAUGGAAACCUCGGGGACAGACAUGCUGAGUGAUUCAGACAAUAGAGCGACAAUAAGCCCUUUACAUUUGGCUGCCUAUCAUGGUCACCACCAAGCACUGGAAGUGUUGGUACAGUCUUUGUUAGAUCUUGAUGUGAGAAACAGUAGUGGAAGAACACCCUUAGAUCUUGCAGCCUUUAAGGGCCAUGUUGAAUGUGUGGAUGUACUCAUUAAUCAGGGAGCCUCCAUUUUAGUAAAAGAUUACGUUUUGAAGAGAACACCUAUACAUGCAGCAGCAACAAAUGGUCAUUCAGAGUGCUUACGGCUACUAAUAGGAAAUGCAGAACCACAGAAUGCAGUCGACAUUCAAGAUGGAAAUGGACAGACUCCUCUGAUGCUGUCUGUUCUCAACGGGCACACGGACUGUGUUUACUCACUGCUGAACAAAGGAGCAAAUGUAGAUGCCAAAGAUAAAUGGGGAAGGACAGCAUUGCAUAGAGGGGCAGUUACAGGCCAUGAAGAAUGUGUAGAUGCAUUACUUCAACAUGGUGCUAAGUGCUUAUUUCGAGAUAGCAGGGGCCGGACACCUAUACACUUAUCAGCUGCCUGUGGACACAUUGGUGUUCUUGGAGCCCUUUUGCAGUCAGCAGCAUCUGUGGAUGCAAAUCCAGCCAUAGCAGACAAUCAUGGAUAUACAGCACUUCAUUGGGCUUGCUACAAUGGUCAUGAGACAUGUGUAGAACUCCUUUUAGAACAGGAAGUUUUCCAGAAAAUGGAGGGAAAUGCUUUCAGUCCUUUGCAUUGUGCCGUGAUAAAUGACAACGAAGGUGCUGCUGAAAUGUUAAUCGAUACAUUAGGUGCCAGCAUCGUGAGCGCCACAGAUUCAAAAGGAAGAACCCCUCUCCAUGCAGCCGCCUUCACAGACCAUGUAGAGUGUUUACAGCUGCUGCUCAGCCAUAAUGCUCAAGUCAAUUCUGUGGACUCUUCUGGGAAAACACCUCUCAUGAUGGCUGCAGAAAAUGGACAGACAAAUACAGUUGAGAUGCUGGUUAGCAGUGCUAGUGCAGAUCUGACUUUACAAGAUAACAGUAAAAACACCGCCCUCCAUUUGGCUUGCAGCAAGGGUCAUGAAACUAGUGCCUUGUUAAUACUGGAAAAGAUAACAGAUAGAAACCUCAUCAAUGCAACCAAUGCAGCCUUGCAAACACCUCUGCAUGUUGCUGCCCGAAAUGGGCUAACGAUGGUGGUUCAGGAACUUUUGGGGAAAGGAGCAAGUGUGCUUGCAGUAGAUGAAAAUGGCUAUACCCCAGCUUUGGCCUGUGCUCCCAAUAAGGAUGUGGCUGAUUGCCUGGCUCUCAUUUUGGCCACCAUGAUGCCUGUCUCAUCAAGUAGCCCUUUAUCAUCCCUGACAUUCAAUGCCAUUAACCGUUAUACCAACACCUCAAAAACAGUCAGCUUUGAAGCCUUGCCCAUCAUGAGGAAUGAACCUAGCUCCUAUUGCAGUUUCAACAACAUUGGCGGGGAACAGGAGUACUUAUACACCGAUGUGGACGAGCUCAAUGACUCUGAUUCCGAGACCUACUAAGAGGCUGAGCCAGAGGUCUAAGUGAGGAGUUCUGACGCUAACGCUUCAGAUUGUGCUUUUUCAGGAAAAAGGCACUUUCUUAUUCACGUACAAAUUCGACCUAAAAGGAGAGAUCACAGAGUGAGCAAGUAUGAGAAAUGUGAUACAUUAGGAAGAAGAGUUUUAAAGGCAAGUUUUGCAAAAGGAACUUCUAGAAUCUUGAAAUAGACUUGACCAGAGAAAAACACUUUGAUGUCAAGUUACUUUGUGGAGUUGUUUAAUUUGGUUUUGCAGUGCCAGGAAUAAUUUGGGACACUGUGCACCCUAAUCUGCUUACACAAGCAACACUAUUCUAAAAGAAGAGAUAAGGACACUAGAUUAAAAAUUUACCAAUAAAACUACAACUAAAUUUAAGGGCAAUAAAAGUUUGGUAUAGUAGGCAUUAUGUGCACAGCAAAUUGCCAAAGGACCAAGUAACUUAAAAGUUUUUUAAUAGAAUGCCAUUUUGUGGAAACUGGAAUAGGUGAAAUGAGACAUUAUCUAAACCAAACUUUAAUAUUUCUGAAAAUGAAGCUGAGAUUUGGUUUUAAACGUUGAUUUUUUUUUAAGAAAACAUCUGAAAGCCUUCGAAUACUGUAUUAAACCAUGAGAGAAAGCAGAUGUAUUUUUACAUUUUUUCUUUUACAUAAAAAUUUAAAAAUUCCAACUUUUAUAACAUUAGAAUUAAAAACCAGCUGACUGAGUGCAGUCAGGGUGAAAAUACUGGUGAUGUUGACAUGAGAUAGAUUGGAGUCGGGCUGUUGUUGCCCACUUUUGAAUGGUUUAGGUUUAAAAUUGAACUAUUUUUGUUUCAAAAUGUAAAGAAUUUCUUAGAAGAAGAAAAUUUCGUGAAAUCAAAAAAGUAGAUUAUUUUCACCCUAUUGCAGCUAUAUGGUCCUGGGAAAUGGAGUUCUCAACCUCACUACUUUGGAUGGUACAGCUUUGUCUCUUAUGUUACUUUUGUGCCUCCACAAUGGAUUGGGGGAUUUUUGUUUUCACUGUUUGGUGAAUAAUCAAAAGAAAAUCCCUUGUUACUGAUACGUUAACAUCAUCGGGUCUCUUGGAAGGCAUUUCUGUAUUGGGUCCUAUUCAGAUUUAAACAUGCUACUACUUGGGGAAGGAAGCAGUUGCCUGCCGAAAUGGAAGACUGCCUUUCAAAUAACAGAAAGGCUGAUGUUUAGGUUUUUAAAUAACCAUUUAUAUGGUUCUGCUUUUACUGUAACUGUCACUUUCCCAGUAAGAAUGAUUUCACGUAUGUAGGGGGUAUUACAGAUCUGGGUGAAGUUCCAUAAAUUUUCACAGAAUGAUACCCAAUUUCAUUUUAUCCUUUUUGUAUUGUGCAACUGGAAACUUUAUGACAUUGUAAAUUAUCAGCUGGUUUUUCUGAAUAUAAAGUGUGAAAACACAGAACAGUAUUUUGAUCUAUUUGAUAAUUUUGUGGGGUUUUUGAAGAAUUAAUGAGCAUGUACAUAGAAAUAGUGACUGCUUGAAUACUGUAUUUACUUGCACUCUUUCAGUACAUCAAGAUACCUGUAUAUUUUAGAGUAUAAUAAAACACAGAUGUGAGUUGUAUUUAAUGAAUAAUGUAUUUGUAUCUGUGCAUAUUACCUAAAAAUCUAUAAAGUUUCUAGGGCAUUGACUACUAGAUUUUAAGCAUUUUUUUUCUAAAAUAUUUACAGAAAUUAUAAAUGUAAUCCUCCAUCUUUUCUUUAUAAUAUAAAGAAGUCAUAAUGGACCCUUCCUAAUUGUUAGUGGUAGGAAGGUGAAUAUGCAUUUUAAAGACAGUGGACUACAUUUUCUAUUGUACCUUUUGAAAAAAAUGAAAAAAAACUCAAGAGGAUUCUAAAAGUAUACAUAUGUGUGCUUUCUCUUUCCUUUUAGGAAUUCUCUUCUGAAUUCCCUGAGGGAAUUUUCUAGAAUCUCAGAAUUGAAAGAGACCUGAGGUUCAUCCAGUCUAACCUCUUAACAAAAUGCAGGAGUCCCUUCUACAAGGGUGAUCUUUCCACCUUGAACACUUCCAGUGACUCUACCUCACCAAGCAGUCCAUUCAGUUGUUGAGCAGCUCUAACUGUUAGAAAGGUCUUCCUUAGAUGGAGUUGAAGCCUCCCUCCCGGUAACUUCUGUCCUUGUGCCCGGGUCUGUCCUCCAAGAGAACGCUGAGAACGUUGGAAGGAUGAAUCUUACGCCCUCUGCCAUGUCUUCUCUUUUACAGGCUGUUUGACUUACCUGCUGAAGUGAUUUCCAGAAGGACUCAUUAAACACACUGUUAGAUUUACCCAUCUAAUGAAAUCCAAGGUGUAGCUAUAAAGUAACAAGCUGUUUUUAAUUUCUCCUCACACACACCAAAACUUAGAUCUUGCAUCACUUUAUGUAAAUGAUGCCACUGCUGAAAUUGUGAGGUGGUUAUUUCAAUUGCUUGCCCACUAGGAAAUCUGUUUCCUUGCUUUGUGAUCGCAUUUUGUGAUAGUCUGUCCCCAACUGAUCAGCCAUUUCUUUGGUCUGAACCUAAUGAGGGGAAAUCCCAAGCUACUGGUCCAAAUAGGAUUUGAGCAGCACUAGUAUGGUUGGAGUACAUACACAGACAGCUUCAGUGAAUGAACACAGGGCCACAGUAAGUUCCUUUACAGUUACACCUUGUAUGUUAAAAGCAUUCAGGCCCUGCUCUGAAGUGGUUUUUAUCCUCACAGAAUAGAAGAGCCUGUUUGCUUUUUUAACUUCUGCAUGGAAGAUGACAUCUGAAAUAUCUGAUGUGUAUUAUAGUAAAACCAGCUUCUGCUCUAGAACUACUUUGGGGGAAAUGGUGGUAAUAGCAAAUGACUUCCUUUAACAAGACACUCAUCUCAAACAGUGCCAUUUAGUUCAGGAGAUCUCUAAGUGUAGCUGUCAAUUUGGGGUUUAAUUUGGCUUAUAUUGGACCUUUUAAAUGAAAUAAAGUUUUUUAAUGCAAUAAA
This is a messenger RNA of Felis catus (domestic cat), 7704 nucleotides long. RefSeq names its product ankyrin repeat domain 28 (gene ANKRD28). Gene Ontology annotation, molecular function: transcription cis-regulatory region binding; protein binding. The transcript has 29 exons. Gene Ontology annotation, biological process: protein localization to ciliary inversin compartment; positive regulation of transcription by RNA polymerase II. The record is from RefSeq and is a predicted model, not a curated record. Bases 1418 to 4735 code for a protein of 1105 amino acids. NCBI's taxonomy places the organism in Eukaryota, Metazoa, Chordata, Mammalia, Carnivora, Felidae. Gene Ontology annotation, cellular component: ciliary inversin compartment; nucleus.